AUGGCCUCCCAUGUGGCUGUCUCGGAUGGUGUCGUCAAAGUGUUUAAUGACAUGAAAGUGCACAAGUCUUUAACACCAGAAGAAGUGAAGAAACGCAAGAAGGCAGCGCUCUUCUGCCUGAGUGAGGACAAGAACAUCAUCCUGGAGGAGGGCAAGGAGGUUCUGGUAGGAGAUGUGGGGCAGACUGUGGACUUCCCCUACACCACUUUUGUCAAGAUGCUGCCGGACAAGGACUGCCAUUAUGCUCUCUACAGUGCAACCUACCAGACCAAGGAGAGCAAGAAGGAGGACCUGGUGUUCAUCUUCUGGGCCUCUGGGAGUGCACCCCUUAAGAAUAAAAUGAUCUAUGCCAGCUCCAAGGAUGCCAUCAAGAAGAAGCUGACGGGAAUCAAGUAUGAAUCACAAGCAGAUUGCUACAAGGCACUCAAGGACGCUGCACCCUGGCAGAAAAACUAG
Onychomys torridus (southern grasshopper mouse) is the source of this 456-nucleotide messenger RNA. Its product is annotated as cofilin-1-like. The transcript has a single exon. The coding region runs from base 1 to 456 and encodes 151 amino acids. Gene Ontology annotation, biological process: cell motility; actin filament severing; actin filament fragmentation. Gene Ontology annotation, molecular function: actin filament binding. Gene Ontology annotation, cellular component: lamellipodium; actin cytoskeleton; cytoplasm. Lineage: Eukaryota; Metazoa; Chordata; Mammalia; Rodentia; Cricetidae. The record is from RefSeq and is a predicted model, not a curated record.